GGGUACUGCUCGAAUUUGCUAUUACGCAUUUCUAAUUAACUAUUUUACAAUUAAUUAAAUAAUAAUAAUCAGUGUAAAUAUCUGUGAAUAUUUCAGCAAGUAAGCAGUAGCAGCAAGAAGCUAUCAUUAGAUGGCGCGAGGCCUGAUUCUGUCAUCACAGUCAAGAGUCUCGUUGGUUCCAUUUUUACCACCGAAAUGUCAAAAGUUCAUGACUCGCUUCUUUUCCUGCAAAUCAUCCUCUCAAAUUGACAUGGACAAGUACAGGGAAGCUUUCUCCCACCGCAUGGCUAUGGCUGGUCUUAAACCCCAGCACCGCAUUGCAAUAGGAGUAUCUGGGGGCCCUGACAGCGUGGCCCUUUGUGUACUUACUGCUGCUUGGAAAUCUGCGGGAGUUGCCAAGAGUGAAGGUUUUGUUGAUGGUCUCUUGGCUAUAGUUGUUGAUCAUGGGCUACGUCCAGAGAGCAAAGAGGAGGCACAAGUUGUUUCCCGUCGAGUUUCUGACAUGGGAGUCAGAUGUGAGAUUGCCUGUUGUAGUUGGUACCGUGGGAGGCCUAAACAAGGUCAUUUGCAGGAAGAGGCAAGGGAUAUGAGAUACCAAAAGUUACACAGCAUUUGCCUUCAACAUCAGAUUGGUGUGUUACUAAUUGCACAUCAUGCAGAUGACCAGGUAUGGACCACCAUUCCCUUUUUUUUUCAACUCUUCUUCUGCAUGCUUAUGCAAGCAAAAAUGCCUACAUUUGAUUAUGUAACUGACCAGCCUAAUUCAAGAGAAUACCUUAUAUUUUUUAUUUCUCUGUUGGUUAUGGCUUAA
Messenger RNA from Ricinus communis (castor bean), 811 nucleotides. RefSeq names its product tRNA(Ile)-lysidine synthase-like. Gene Ontology annotation, biological process: tRNA processing. The record is from RefSeq and is a predicted model, not a curated record. The transcript has 4 exons. Lineage: Eukaryota; Viridiplantae; Streptophyta; Magnoliopsida; Malpighiales; Euphorbiaceae. The coding region runs from base 131 to 811 and encodes 226 amino acids. Gene Ontology annotation, molecular function: ATP binding; ligase activity, forming carbon-nitrogen bonds.